AUGAUUCUAACACAGUCAACAACCCAUUGGGGCAGUCAGCCUCCGCAACAACCGCAGCAGCAAGAAGGGUUGUUCCCUACAUAUUCACCCAAUAGCCACCAUGAUCAACAUCAGGAGCAAUAUCAGUUGGGUAAUCAGCUCUGCUACUACCAAAAUUUUCAAUUAGAGCAGCAACAGCAACGGCAACAGGAACAGGAACAGCAACAAUUCCCGUACCAAUCCUGCCCAUACCAAUAUCAGCAUCACCAACCUCCUAAUCGCCUCAAGUCCAAUCGCCAAGGCGAUCCUAGGGCCCGUCUGGCCCUACCUCGCCUGGACACUUCAUCUCCCGCUGUCCGGCCCCGCACCCAAACCAUCAAGCGGCCGAGAUACUAUGCUAACUUCCAGAUGAGCACGCCUGUUACCACAUCCGUCUCCUCCACCACGUCCACUCCACUCUCCCCAAGCGCUACAUCUCAAGUCAUUUCCAAGGGCCCUCAACGCCGAGCGUCCUUCUCAUUAUUCCCAGAGGCAGACAGCGCGAGCACAGGAUCCUCGAAUCCUAGACGGCCUGCGUCAUCAGCGGCAGCAACGGCACUAAUAUCCGCACCAUGCCCAAGUUCAUCACCGGGCUUUGUGUUUCCCAACCCGAUGAAGAAUCAAAUCGAUAACGUCCCAUGUUCCACUAAGGCUAUGAAAUCCCGAACGCUCUUUGGGGGUGUCGUAUCUAUCGUAUCCUCGUCGCGCAAGGAGCGCAGACUGGUGAAAAAGCAGAAGUCAAUACCCAAUCUCCCGGAUGCCAGUCCUGUGGUUCACCCUAAGAAAGAGCUGAAGCGCUCUCGGUCGCUGUUUGGAUUAUUGUGGAAGUUGCAAAUAUAUCAAAUGAAUGAUGAUAUAGACGAGUCAGUACCAUUUCCAGAUGAAGUUCUGAAUUUCACUAUUGAGGACUCGAAGGUUAUUACAUCUUGUGUGAUCAGCAUUUCCAGCCGGGGAUCGCUUUUCUCUUCUUAUAACCACGUAAAUACGGCGAUCUGUCCCGGAUUGACCGGUGUUGUAUAUAACGAAACCGCCGCUCUUCGACCUGAGACAUCCGGUUGA
Histoplasma capsulatum G186AR is the source of this 1077-nucleotide messenger RNA. RefSeq lists its product as uncharacterized. The coding region runs from base 1 to 1077 and encodes 358 amino acids. The record is from RefSeq and is a predicted model, not a curated record. The transcript is spliced from 3 exons. Lineage: Eukaryota; Fungi; Ascomycota; Eurotiomycetes; Onygenales; Ajellomycetaceae.